CCGCUCGGCCCCUCGCUUACCGUCGGGCCGGGCGGCAUGUGGCGGGGGCUGCCGGUGCUGGCCCUGGCCGGGCUGCUGCUGCUGGGCCGGGCGCCGCCGGGGCGGGGGGCGGCCUGCGAGCCGGUGCGCAUCCCGCUGUGCAAGCCGCUGCCCUGGAACAUGACCAAGAUGCCGAACCACCUGCACCACAGCACGCAGGCCAACGCCGUGCUGGCCAUGGAGCAGUUCGAGGGGCUGCUGGGCACCAACUGCAGCCCCGACCUCCUGUUCUUCCUCUGCGCCAUGUACGCGCCCAUCUGCACCAUCGACUUCCAGCACGAGCCCAUCAAGCCCUGCAAGUCCGUCUGCGAGCGCGCCCGCGCCGGCUGCGAGCCCGUCCUGGUCCGCUACAGCCACGCCUGGCCCGACAGCCUGGCCUGCGACGAGCUGCCCGUCUACGACCGCGGGGUCUGCAUCUCCCCCGAGGCCAUCGUCACCGCCGAGGGCGCGGAUUUCCCUAUGGAUUCCAAUAACGGCAACUGCAGAGGUGCUGCCAUGGAGCGCUGCAAGUGCAAGCCUGUGAAAGCCACCCAGAAGACCUACCUACGAAACAACUACAACUAUGUCAUCCGGGCUAAGGUGAAGGAGGUGAAGACUAAAUGCCACGAUGUCACUGCAGUGGUGGAGGUGAAGGAGAUCCUGAAAUCUUCCCUGGUGAACAUCCCAAAGGACACUGUGAACCUCCACACCAAUUCUGGCUGCCUGUGCCCACCCCUCAGUGCCAAUGAGGAGUACAUCAUCAUGGGCUACGAGGAUGAGGAGCGCUCCAGGUUACUCCUGGUGGAAGGCUCCAUAGCUGAGAAGUGGAAGGAACGUCUUGGUAAAAAGAUAAAGCGCUGGGACCAGAAGCUGCGGCAGGCAGGGCAGGGGCAGGGGCAGGGGCAGGGUCGGGCUGAGCCCGGCCCCAGCGCGGUGCCCCGGCCCCGGCCCGGCCCGGCCAGGCAGGCCCGGAGCCGGCUGUGACACCGAGGGCCCCAGAGCCGGCUGUGACACCAAGGGCCCCAGAGCUGCUGUGACACCGAGGCCCCAGAGCUGGCUGUGACACCGAGGGCCCAGAGCCGGCUGUGACACCGAGGGCCCAGAGCCGGCUGUGACACCGAGGGCCCCGAGCCGGCUGUGACACUGAGGGCCCAGAGCCGGCUGUGACACCGAGGGCCCAGAGCUGCUGUGACACCGAGGGCCCCAGAGCUGCUGUGACACCGAGGGCCCCGAGCCGGCUGUGACACCGAGGGCCCAGAGCCGGCUGUGACACCGAGGGCCCAGAGCCGGCUGUGACACCGAGGGCCCAGAGCCGGCUGUGACACCGAGGGCCCAGAGCCGGCUGUGACACCGAGGGCCCAGAGCCGGCUGUGACACCGAGGGCCCAGAGCCGGCUGUGACACCGAGGGCCCAGAGCCGGCUGUGACACCGAGGGGCCAGAGCUGCUGUGACACCGAGGGCCCAGAGCCGGCUGUGACACCGAGGGCCCAGAGCCGGCUGUGACACCGAGGGCCCAGAGCCGGCUGUGACACCGAGGGCCCGGAGCCGGCUGUGACACCGAGGGCCCGGAGCCGGCUGUGACACCGAGGGCCCGGAGCCGGCUGUGACACCGAGGGCCCAGAGCCGGCUGUGACACCGAGGGCCCGGAGCCGGCUGUGACACCGAGGGCCCGGAGCCGGCUGUGACACCGAGGGCCCAGAGCCGGCUGUGACACCGAGGUCCCCAGAGCCGGCUGUGACACCGAGGGCCCCAGAGCUGCUGUGACACCGAGGGCCCCAGAGCUGCUGUGACACCGAGGGCCCCGAGCCGGCUGUGACACCGAGGGCCCAGAGCCGGCUGUGACACCGAGGGCCCAGAGCCGGCUGUGACACCGAGGUCCCCAGUGCUGCUGUGACACCGAGGGCCCCAGAGCUGCUGUGACACCGAGGGCCCCGAGCCGGCUGUGACACCGAGGGCCCCAGAGCUGCUGUGACACCGAGGGCCCCAGAGCCGGCUGUGACACCGAGGGCCCAGAGGCGGCUGUGACACCGAGGGCCCAGAGGCGGCUGUGACACCGAGGGCCCCAGAGCCGGCUGUGACACCGAGGGCCCAGAGCCGGCUGUGACACCGAGGGCCCAGAGGCGGCUGUGACACCGAGGGCCCCAGAGCUGCUGUGACACCGAGGGCCCAGAGCCGGCUGUGACACCGAGGGCCCAGAGCCGGCUGUGACACCGAGGGCCCAGAGCUGGCUGUGACACCGAGGGCCCAGAGCCGGCUGUGACACCGAGGGCCCCAGAGCUGCUGUGACACCGAGGGCCCAGAGCCGGCUGUGACACCGAGGGCCCAGAGCUGCUGUGACACCGAGGGCCCAGAGGCGGCUGUGACACCGAGGGCCCCAGAGCUGGCUGUGACACCGAGGGCCCAGAGCCGGCUGUGACACCGAGGGCCCCAGAGCCGGCUGUGACACCGAGGGCCCCAUAGCUGCUGUGACACCAAGGGCCCAGAGCCGGCUGUGACACCGAGGGCCCCAGAGCUGGCUGUGACACCGAGGGCCCAGAGCUGCUGUGACACCGAGGUCCCCAGUGCUGCUGUGACACCGAGGGCCCCAGAGCUGCUGUGACACCCAGGGAUGCUGCCCUGCCCGGGACUGGCUGCCGAGGUUUCCUUCUUGGAGCAGCAAAGGAGAAAUUGCACUAUUGCACGUUAUAUUCUAUUGUUUACUAUGAAGUUGUGUUUUAGCUUUUGGUAGGUUUUAUUCUCCCUCUUUGUUCUCCACCUUUUUCUUUUUGGAUAUGUGCAAGGUCUGGAAAUGUAUAUUUUUUGGUUUUUUUCUGUUGUUAAGAAAUGUAGAAAACUGCCCUUAUGAGAUGAAGAAAGACAAGGAUGUGUUCAAUUUACCUUUUUAUCUCCUGAAUCUUCUUUGGGAGAGAAUUCUGAUGCAAGCAGGAAUGAGAUCUGGCAAAGAUUAUUGCUUAAAGUCGUGCCUCACAGUUGCUCUCCCUGUUCACUCUUUCUUGGUCACUGUUUGCUGAAACUUGCUCUCUUUUGGGUAGGUUGUUACCUGAAGUGUAUAAUUUUUUACUCUGAAAUAUAAUUCUGAAAUACAUUUUUUUUUUUUUUGCUAAGAGAACUGUUUGAAUCAGCACAGCUCUGUUAAGUUUUCUUACAGAUAAACCGCUUGCACAAGGCAGAGUCUAACUUUAAAUAUUUCCUGCAACAAACACGAUGUGCAUGUACCCAGGGAACCUGGGUUUUCCAGUGCUUUGGGCCUUGAAGGAAAUAUUUAGUUCUGUAACAAUAAUUUGUAACUAAAUUUACGCUUCUUCUCUUAUAAUGGCAGUUUUUUUCCCUUUUCUCAGCUGAGUUAUAGGAGUAGACAGACCAGGCCUGCUCCUCAGUACAGGUCUGCAGUUUAGCCUUUUGAUUUUGUGGUGUUACUCUUAAAUCCAUGCCUACAUAAACAAGUGUUCAAUGCUCAGUAACAUAUGUCCAAUAAAAGAAUUGUAGUUGCCAUCCACAGACCUUACCUGACUUCUGAACCAACAUCAUAUUGCUAAUACUACCUUUGAAAAUAUAAAACAAAAUAAAAAACACUUAAUUUUUGUGCUUUAAUAGAA
Haemorhous mexicanus (house finch) is the source of this 3614-nucleotide messenger RNA. It is a transcript of the gene FRZB, whose product is annotated as frizzled related protein. Gene Ontology annotation, biological process: non-canonical Wnt signaling pathway; canonical Wnt signaling pathway. Gene Ontology annotation, cellular component: cytoplasm. The transcript has 6 exons. Lineage: Eukaryota; Metazoa; Chordata; Aves; Passeriformes; Fringillidae. The record is from RefSeq and is a predicted model, not a curated record. The coding region runs from base 37 to 1002 and encodes 321 amino acids. Gene Ontology annotation, molecular function: Wnt-protein binding.